AUGCCCGGCCGGGCCGUCAAAUUCCCGACCGGGCUGUCAAAUUCCCGCCUAUACGGGGGUAAUGUUAAGUCAAAUACCCUGGGGUUGCCCGGGGGGGGGGGCUGAUCGCGGUUGGAUUUGACUCGACUGCAGAAAGUCUUACAGAUACAAAUCGCCAAAAGGUUUUCAAGGAGUUACUCUGCCACCCAAAGCACGGACUAUCUGUUUAUGUUGUCAGCAGCAAAUACAUAUUACUGAGAUCAUCUGAUGUGGAUCUAGAACUGUUUAUUGAAGACAUUAUUUCCUCUAAUGACAACAGUGAAGUGGAAGAGGGUCGACUAAUCAUUUCACGCGAUUUGCUACAAGAUAUGUUGAAUAGCAUGGAUUCCGCAUGGGAUAAAAAAGUUUUGAAGGUGGCGUUGGGUGGCACUCGUAGUAGGAAUCAGUUACAAGAACUUGGAAUUGGUUCUCGUAUACAGCAGUAUACCCAAUCUGUAUUGGAAACCAUACAAGAAAAAAAGACAGCUGAAAAUGAUGCACGUAAGCUCGUUGUUGGAAAUCUUGAACGGAAAGCAGCAAACAUUGGCAAACGCAUACAGAAAGAGAAAUUUAAGUUGGCUCAAAAAUGCAAUAAGUGGAAUGAGGUACAGUUGCAUGAACUGCAAGAGAUUAUUGAUGAUUUAACAGAACAAUAUACAAGUGUUCACAAACUGCUUGACGACAAGUCUGGCAGCAAAAAUUUUAAACAUAUGGUAAAACGAAAGCAUUGUAAACUUGUCAUGGAGAAACGGAUUGGUAUGAGAAAGUCAGGAACAGGAAGACCUCGUGCAAUGGAUGAAACUGAUGAAAACUAUGUUUUACAGUGCAUUGAAAACAAAGCCACAGCACAUGGAUGUCGACAUGACAGUGUGAUGUAUUUGAAUCAUAGAGUCAAAAAGAAGGAUUUCUUAAGACUAGCCAACACCAGUAGAAUUUCACGUGGCCUGAAGCCUAUAAAAUUUUCUACAACUGUAUUUAAUCGAGCGCGUCCAAGAAAUCGCAGAUCACUGCAAGCAAAAAAACACCUUGGACUGGGAUUGUUUUGUUCUAAGAAGCCACCCAAGCUAGAAGAUAAUGAAAACAUUCUCACACAUCACCAACGUGCCUUCAAGAAAGCAAUACUAAUGGAAUGA
Messenger RNA from Paramuricea clavata, 1151 nucleotides. The record is from the annotation of a GenBank genome assembly. Lineage: Eukaryota; Metazoa; Cnidaria; Anthozoa; Malacalcyonacea; Plexauridae.